GGCUUUAGACAAUAUAAUGGAAGAGCAGAAGGUGACGCUGAAAUUUUUGCAAGAUCUGUUCAAACAAAUCGAUGAAAAUGUCACAAUUGAAAACUUUGAAGAAUCUCUAGGAUCAGGAAGAGGCGACAAUUAUACUGCUUCAUUGUAUAGAUUAAAAUUGGACGGACAUAAAAAAACCAACGAUGGCUUCGACCAAUGGACAACAUCCAUUAUUUACAAAUGCCUACCAGAGAGUGCCGCAAGAAGAGAAGCAUACAAAAGCGAAAAAUUAUUCAGAAACGAGGUGGCUUUCUACACCAAAGUGAUGCCUUUGUACGAAAAAUUCCAAAAAUCAAAAGAAAACAUUUUGUCUUCCACAUUUCAAGCAAUACCAAAAUGCUACUACGCACGAGACAACUUGAUUGUGCUGGAAGAUUUAAGAUUGAGUGGAUACGAAAUGGCAGAUCGAAAAGUCGGACUGAAUUUCAAACAAAUCACCGCUGUUUUGGACGAGCUAGCAAAGUUCCACGCGGUCUCAUUGGCGGUUAAAAUGUUGCACCCGCAAGAUUUUUACACCCUGCUGAAUACGCGCGACGGAAUUUCCGAGGCCUUAUUCAUCAAGGAAAACGAGGAAUGGUAUCGGGAUUACUACAAGCACGCCAUACAAAAUGUUUUGGAUAUGGCUUCCAAAAAACUAUCAAAACUGGAGUUGGGGACGACAAUUUUAAACAAGUUUGCCAACUUCGCCAACGAUUCGUUCUUCGAAAAAAUGAUCAACUUAGUAAGCGAUACAGGACCCUUGUCAGUGCUCUGCCAUGGCGAUUGUUGGACCAACAACAUACUGUUCAAGUUGGAUGACAGUAAAGGUUUAAAGGUUUGCUUUAUCGAUUUCCAACUUUGCCGACACGGUUCCAUAGCUUUAGAUCUAGCAAAUCUUAUCUACUGUUGCACUACGAGAAAUCUACGCGAUCUACACCUAAAGGAAAUGCUGGGCAGAUACCAUGAAAUUUGCUUCUCAAAUCUGAGCGCGUUGCUGAAAAACACACCCAGCGAAAAUCAUAAAUUAAACAAUAAAGAAUACACGUUCAAUCUUUUGAUGAUAGAAUUUCGAAAGUUUGCACUAUUCGGUCUUGGUCUUGCAAUAGAUAUGAUCCCCAUAUCCACCUGCGACAGUGAUGAAGCUCCCGAUAUGUAUGAAAACGAAAACGAAAGUGAGCAAAUUGAAGAUUUUUUGAUACCCACUACCACCACGAACGAGUUAUGCACCACCAAAAUGGUCAAUUUGAUUUGCGAGUUGUAUGAUAAUGAUAUUUUGUAGGCUAUGGCAAUAAAGUUAUUUAUCUUUA
This is a messenger RNA of Brassicogethes aeneus, 1325 nucleotides long. NCBI's taxonomy places the organism in Eukaryota, Metazoa, Arthropoda, Insecta, Coleoptera, Nitidulidae. The record is from the annotation of a GenBank genome assembly.